Messenger RNA from Pleuronectes platessa (European plaice), 1797 nucleotides. It is a transcript of the gene mfrp, whose product is annotated as membrane frizzled-related protein. The transcript is spliced from 13 exons. Gene Ontology annotation, molecular function: protein binding. The record is from RefSeq and is a predicted model, not a curated record. Lineage: Eukaryota; Metazoa; Chordata; Actinopteri; Pleuronectiformes; Pleuronectidae. Bases 1 to 1797 code for a protein of 598 amino acids.
AUGUCUGACCUCAGCCAAGUUGCUGUAUACUCCGACUCCUCAGAUAUCUAUAAGGUGAGUAAUGUUUUCUGCAACCCUGCCUUUGAGCUGGAGGGGGAGCGAGAGGAGCGGGUGGAGGGCUUCAGGACGUCCUUGUCCACCCCUGAACCGAUCAAACCACCAGCGGCUCGCCCGGGCUGGGGUGUGCUUGGGGUGUGUGUCAUGCGUCUGCGUGCUCCAGGUUGUGGCUGGGGGGUGGUGGUGGUCUCUGCUGCUGCUCUGCUCCUGUUAACCGCCCUCGGACUGGCGCUGGCCCUCAUUCUUACACAGAUAAAAGGUCAGGCAGUGGAGGAUCAGCUGUCGUCCACCAGCCCUUCAGACCUAUUGAGAACAGCAGAGGGUGAUUCCCAUACUUUACCCACAAGCCCAUUCAACAGAAGUCAAUGGGAUAGUACAGCACCACCACACACUACAAGGAUCCCCUUGUCUGAAACACGUUGUGGGGGUGUACUGACAGACUCUGAGGGCAGUUUCAGUUCCCCAAACCACCCCGGCCCCUACCUGCCCAACUCCCUGUGUGUGUGGGUGAUCCGAGUCCCGCCCCCCUCCCUGGUUCAGAUACACGUGUCCUCUUUGGCCGUGGAGGGGCCCUCUCCCUGUCUGUUUGACUGGCUGGAGGUGCAGGAGCAGACAGAGCUGAGCUCUGUGGUCACCAGGUUCUGUGGUAACGUAGCUCCACCGACAGUCAACACAAACAGCAGCACAGUGUGGGUCACCUUCCGCUCUGACAGCAGCAUCAGCGGGGCCGGCUUCACAGCUCAGUACAGGGCCCUGCAGCCUGGACACAAGAGCUGCUCCAGAGAAGAGUUCCUGUGUGACAGUGGACGCUGUCUGUUGCCCGUGUCCGUGUGCGACGGUCAUCCAAACUGCCACGACCAAACAGAUGAGGAAAACUGCAGCCAUAAACACAAGGAAUGUGGCGGGCAGAAGUCAGGAUCUCACGGUCACCUGUCAAGUCCCAACCACCCAAAGCCUUAUCCUCACCAGCAGUCGUGUAUUUGGUAUAUAUCCGUUGAGAAGGGCCACGUCAUCACACUGAGUUUCAGGAACUUCAGCCUGGAGACUCAGGAUGUGUGUGAGUUUGACUACGUGGAGGUGCACGACAGCGUGGACACCGGAGCUGGAAGAGUCCUGGGAAGGUUUUGUGGCACCACCUUCCCACCUGACCUGACCUCCUCGGGCCCCCACAUGACUGUGGUGUUCAUGGCUGAUGAGGGAGUGGCAGACAGUGGCUUCAACGCAACGUACCAGUCUGUGUCUGUACUGGACAGGACAUGUGGUCCCAGCCAGUUUGUCUGCAGUACAGGGAUGUGCCUCCAGCCGCAGUGGUUGUGUGAUGGAUGGAACGACUGCCCUGACGGAGCAGAUGAACAGGGAUGUGGAAACUCCACCUACCCUACCUUCACUUCAUCAUGUGAGGUAAUAGAGGUGGAGAUGUGUCAGGGCCUCAGUUACAACCUCACCUCGUUCCCAAACAUCUGGCUUUCUAUUGCAGACCAGAGAGAAGCUGCCACAGUCCUGCGACAGUACCGGGUGCUUAUGGAGCUGGCCUGCUUUGAGCCCCUGCAGAGGCUGGUUUGUGGGAUGUUUCUGCCCCUGUGCAGCCCCCAGGGUGGCGUCCUCCAGCCCUGCCGCUCGGUUUGCUCCUCGGCUGAGCAGCAGUGCAGUCAGGCCCUGGAUCUCCUCUCCUUCAGCUGGCCCUUCAACUGCCACCUCCUGCCCGACUCACAGGACCCUUUGGAGUGCUCGGUGCCUUGA